UGGAGAAGCGUGUUCCGGGCAGUUCUGGUCCUGGUCCCGGUCCCGGUCCCGGUCCGGCUCUGCAUUCCCCUAGCGCCGCUCUCGCUGUGCUGCCGAGCCUCCCCUCUCCGUCCAGUCUCCAGCUUCCAUGAGAUUUUUUAGGCUCACCUUCAAGUGUUUUGUGGAUUGCUUCUGAAACCUAGCGACCGCCUGAGUGUGUUCUAAUCAUCUCCGUCCCAUCUUGCACCAUGAUAUCCUCCUCAGUCCAGCUCCAUUCAGGUGGAAUUGGCUGUUCCCGUGCCCCUGAAAGUGAAAGCACUGAACUGGCUGGUGACCCUGAGUCUGGUCAGGAAGAUAAAUCCGUAUUGACUCCUCUCGUUGUCACAAACGGUUGUGUCAAGGAUCCAGGGUCGGAGCGAGAGACAUGGACUCGUCAGAUGGAUUUCAUCAUGUCCUGUGUAGGGUUUGCUGUGGGACUGGGUAAUGUUUGGCGAUUUCCCUACCUGUGUUAUAAAAAUGGAGGUGGAGUCUUCCUCAUCCCAUAUUUGCUGAUUGUUUUGGUGGGAGGAAUCCCAGUGUUUUUCUUGGAGAUUGCACUGGGGCAGUUCAUGAAACAGGGAGGUAUUGGUGCAUGGAAUAUUGCACCUCUCUUCAAAGGUUUGGGCUUCGCCUCGAUGGUGAUUGUGUUUUUCUGUAACACGUACUAUAUCAUGGUGCUUGCCUGGGGUUUGUAUUAUCUCAUCCAUUCCUUCACCAACAAUCUUCCUUGGGCAACGUGUGGAAACUCAUGGAACACUCCAGAAUGUACUGAAGUCUUCCGGCAUGAUCAAUGCCAUAACGGGACUGUCGUAAACUCCACGACGGCCUUCAAUGUGAGCUGUGACGAGUUGGUGGACAAGCGCUCGCCCAUCAUCGAGUUUUGGGAGAGGAAGGUUUUGCGAAUCUCCGUCGGGAUUGAUCACCUCGGAACGAUCAACUGGCAGAUGCUCCUGUGUGUCCUCACCACCUGGAUUAUUGUCUACUUCUGUAUUUGGAAAGGGGUGAAAUCAACAGGGAAGGUGGUCUAUUUCACGGCUCUGUUCCCCUAUCUCGUUCUGGUCAUCCUCCUUGCCCAUGGCGUCUCAUUACCAGGAGCUCUGGAUGGCAUCAUUUAUUAUUUGAAACCUGAUUGGUCCAAGCUUGGUGAAGCUCAGGUUUGGAUUGAUGCAGGAACCCAGAUCUUUUUCUCAUAUGCGAUUGGAUUAGGAGCACUCACAGCACUAGGCAGCUACAAUCGUUUUCACAACAACUGCUACAGAGAUGCGUACCUCCUGGCUCUGAUUAACAGCAUCACCAGCUUCUUCUCAGGGUUUGUCGUGUUCUCUGUGCUUGGCUUCAUGGCGUCGGAACAAGGGAUGGACAUCUCCAAAGUGGCUGAGUCUGGACCUGGCCUGGCUUUUAUUGCUUACCCCAAGGCGGUGACCCUGAUGCCAGUUGCCCCUCUCUGGGCAGCUCUGUUUUUCUUCAUGCUCCUGGUCCUUGGUUUGGAUAGUCAGUUUGUGGGAGUCGAGGGGUUUAUCACAGGAAUCAUGGAUCUGUUCCCAAUGUACGUGUCCGGGGGUCUGCGCAGAGAAAUCGUCGUUGCUGUUUGCUGCCUGAUCUGUUUUGUCAUUGACCUGUGCAUGGUGACCAAUGGUGGCAUGUACAUCUUCCAGCUGUUUGACUAUUACUCUGCUAGUGGCAUCACGUUAUUGUGGCAGGCGUUCUGGGAGUGUGUGGUGGUAGCCUGGGUAUACGGUGCUGACCGUUUCAUCGAUGAUAUUGCCCGAAUGAUCGGCUAUCGGCCUUUACCCUGGAUCAAAUGGUGCUGGCUCUUUAUCACCCCCUGUGUCUGUGUGGGAAUCUUCCUGUUUCACAUUGUCAACUACAAACCCCUCACUUACAACAAGACCUACGUGUACCCAUGGUGGGGCGAGAUGAUUGGCUGGAUCCUGGCAAUAGCUUCGAUGGUCUGUAUCCCCCUCACUGUAGGGAUCAAGAUGCUGCGAGCUGAGGGAACCCUCAAACAGCGUUGGCAAUGCCUCACCACCCCAGUGUGGGGCUCACACCACCUGCAGUACAUGACCCACGAGGCUUCCUCCAAGUUCCUACCAGCAGAUGGACAAAGCCAGGUGCACAAGGAGAAGGAGACCACCAUCUAACUGCACUACAGGGGGCACUCUCUCCUCUACCCCUCAAACCCCCAUCCCUUCCCCGCUCUGCCAAGUUCUGUCUGUGAUUAUGCGUAGCAUCGAUUCCCAUUCGGAUUUCACAUGCAGAUCUUCAAGUGUUUUGUACAGAGUGUAGCUGUCAUGGUCGAUGUAGAGACUGUCUAUUUUCCCCAAUGUAUUGUUUGCUUUGUAAAUAUGCACGGUUCUCAGAAAUUACACUGUGACCUUAAACAGCAGCAGUGUUGGACAUGCCCCAUCCCAAAUGAAAACCAGCUGAGUUAGCCAAUCGCGUACCCAGAUCCUCACAAUCCUUUCCCGUCGUGUUGGGUCAAACAGACUGACAUUGGCGUUGACUCCUGAUCCACCUCAGCAGGAGCUCACCAGGGAAUGGAAGGGACUCAAGGAGGGACAGAGAGGGCAAGUGACAGUGAGCUACACCAGAGAGGUAGAGACAAGAGAGCCCAGACUCAGCGGGUGGAGGGGAAGGCUGGCGAUUGGUCUCAGGGAGAGGGUGUUCACAUACAGAGGGUUGGCAGGAGGAGCUGUCGAGGUUGAAUGAAUAAAAAUUGCAACAGCAAGUGAUGAGGAGAUGGGUACCAAUCCCCAAUCCAGUGUCACCUCACUGGUAUUUUGUGCUGUGUCUUACUUGGGUCACUUGGUAGUUUCCUUCCAGGAGAAAGUGAGUACUGCAGAUGCUGGAGAUCAGAGCUGAAAAUGUGU
Molecule: messenger RNA, 2888 nt
Organism: Hemiscyllium ocellatum (epaulette shark)
Lineage: Eukaryota; Metazoa; Chordata; Chondrichthyes; Orectolobiformes; Hemiscylliidae
Product: sodium- and chloride-dependent creatine transporter 1-like
Exons: 14
Coding region: 228-2159 (643 amino acids)
Biological process (GO): sodium ion transmembrane transport
Cellular component (GO): membrane
Source: RefSeq, a predicted model, not a curated record